Periconia digitata is the source of this 297-nucleotide messenger RNA. Lineage: Eukaryota; Fungi; Ascomycota; Dothideomycetes; Pleosporales; Periconiaceae. The record is from the annotation of a GenBank genome assembly.
AUGCACACCUUUCUGCAGAAGCUUAGACGAACUAAGACCUUUCCUCCGCCACAACCCCUCCUUAAACAUCAAUUCUCUCACUAUGGCUUGUCGGUCUUUCAGCCUCCGCAAACCUCAGUCCACUAUCUCUUGGAUAGACUAACAUCAGCCGUUGCGCACGCACAUGUCCAUGAACGAGUCCCAAACCGCAUGUUCUGUCCCGCUCUCACCAUUUGUUCACUGCCCGAGCUAAUGCCCAGCCACCACCAACCUCAUCAUCGCUAUCAAAAUGUAUGCCAAGGGUGCUUAUUUCUCUAA